AUGGCCCUCGUUCGUGACCCAUAUUUCUGGAAACGGUUCUCUGCUGCAGUGCACAUGGACGAAGAGUCUAAAGCAGUUGAUCAAGGAACACAAAAACAAGACGCGGCAUCAUGGCUUUCCCGCGAACGACGAAAGAGCAAGCGUUCAAUUAUAUGGGGCUGUGUAAUUUUCCUCAUCGUGGUGUUGAUCAUCAUUGUCAGCGUGGUUCUAUCGUGGCUUGCUAAGAACAAUUGGCUCCAACCCCGGUCAGAGAUUACUCAAUAG
Penicillium robsamsonii is the source of this 264-nucleotide messenger RNA. RefSeq lists its product as uncharacterized. Bases 1 to 264 code for a protein of 87 amino acids. Lineage: Eukaryota; Fungi; Ascomycota; Eurotiomycetes; Eurotiales; Aspergillaceae. The record is from RefSeq and is a predicted model, not a curated record. The transcript is spliced from 2 exons.